This is a messenger RNA of Physcomitrium patens, 1585 nucleotides long. Its product is annotated as MOB kinase activator-like 1A. NCBI's taxonomy places the organism in Eukaryota, Viridiplantae, Streptophyta, Bryopsida, Funariales, Funariaceae. The record is from RefSeq and is a predicted model, not a curated record.
UACUGGCCAGCCCCCUCCCUUGUUGUUGUUGUUGUUAUUGUUGCAGUUUCUGUGUGUUUCGGAAACUGCAGUGGAGGGAAGCAGCGAGGAAAGGCACUUGGGGUGGGACGGGACGGGACGGGAGGCGACGGGAGGAGAGGGAUAGUGUCAUAGGUGGGCCGUGUUUGCACCCAGAUUCCACGCAACGCGCCUCCUCCGUCUCUAUGAAUUUGUCGCGGUGCCCGGUUUUUCUGGUGCCGCCGGAGAUCUGAACAGCAGCAGGACCUGGGUGCUGUUGUAGGAGAGGUGGUAGUAGAGGAGUAGGGGGGCAGAAGAAGAUCAUUAAGGAGAGGAAGAAAGUGUGGAAGUUUUGGAUUAGAUUCGACGGAGGGGUGCUGGCCGGUAGUGUGAUUAAAUUGUGUAGAGAGAGUGGGAGAUAGGGAGGGAGAGUGGGAAGGGAGGGGUUGUGAGAUAGAGCAGAGGAAGGCCGGAAAAGACGCAGCUGCAGCGAAGGGAUCAAAUUAGACGUGGGGUAGACACGGCUGCUCUCAAAGCCAUGAGUCUCUUUGGGCUGGGCAGGAAUCAGCGCACGUUCCGCCCGAAGAAGAGCACUCCUUCAGGGAGUAAGGGUGCUGCCCUGCGCAAGCACAUUGAUGCGACUCUUGGAAGUGGAAACUUACGAGAGGCCGUGCGCCUACCUCCUGGCGAAGAUCUCUACGAGUGGUUGGCUGUUAAUACCGUGGAUUUUUUCAACCAGGUGAAUCUACUCUAUGGAACAUUGACCGAGUUCUGCACACCUGAGAACUGUCCUACUAUGUCCGCAGGACCCAAGUACGAGUAUCGAUGGGCUGAUGGGGUCACGAUAAAGAAACCUUUGGAAGUUUCAGCACCGAAGUAUGUGGAGUAUCUAAUGGACUGGAUCGAAGGACAGCUUGACGAUGAAGCCAUAUUUCCACAAAAAAUAGGGGCUCCGUUUCCUGUAAAUUUCAGGGAAGUUGUAAAGACUAUUUUCAAGAGAUUGUUCCGGGUUUAUGCACAUAUAUACCACUCUCACUUUCAGAAGAUUGUCAGUCUCAAAGAAGAGGCCCAUCUGAACACCUGCUUCAAGCACUUUAUCCUUUUCACUCAUGAGUUUUCGUUGAUUGACAAAAAGGAGCUCGCACCACUUCAAGAGUUGAUUGAAUCAAUUUUCGUACCCUACUAACCACGUCGCCCUCUCUAGUGUCAACUAGUCUUCUAGUUGGGAAUGAUGAUGUUUAUAGGUAAGAUCCGGGAAAUGCAUAGCCUGUGGUUGGACCAGUAGAAGGUGGUGUCGACCUCCUGAACAACGUAGUGUGAAAAUACAAAGAUAGUGCGUACCUACUGAACAAUUUACAAUUGAAGGUAGUGGUAGAGAAAAGACCAUGCUUGUGGUCUUCUUGACCGCUAGUUGGUUGUUAUUAGACUGGCCUGAGGUAUUGGUGGCAUAAUAAAGGUCUACCAACAGCGUCAAUGUAGAAACUGGAUGUGUAUCCAUCCUCUAUGACCUGGCUCGAAACACUUCUUUGUUCUUUGAACCACCUCUUAUUAAGAUUAUUUGAACUGAAUAUAAGUCUGCGUUACUGUA